AGCAGCAGUAGUAGUGGUGGUAGUAGUAGUAGUAGUAGUAGUAGUAGUAGUAGUAGUAGUAGUAGUAGUAGUGGUGGUAGUAGUAGUAGUAGUAGUAGUAGUAGUAGUAGUAGUAGUAGUAGCAGCAGUAGUAGUGGUGGUAGUAGUAGUAGUAGUAGUAGUAGUAGUAGUAGUAGUAGUAGUAGUAGUAGUGGUGGUAGUAGUAGUAGUAGUAGUAGUAGUAGUAGUAGUAGUAGUAGUAGCAGCAGCAGUAGUAGUGGUGGUAGUAGUAGUAGUAGUAGUAGUAGUAGUAGUAGUAGUAGAAGUAGUAGUAGUAGUAGUAGCAGCAGUAGUAGUGGUGGUAGUAGUAGUAGUAGUAGUAGUAGUAGUAGUAGUAGUAGUAGUGGUGGUAGUAGUAGUAGUAGUAGUAGUAGUAGUAGUAGUAGUAGUAGUAGUAGUAGUAGUAGUAGCAGCAGUAGUAGUGGUGGUAGUAGUAGUAGUAGUAGUAGUAGUAGUAGUAGUAGUAGUAGCAGCAGUAGUAGUAGUAGUAGUAGUAGUAGUAGUAGUAGUAGUAGUGGUAGUAGUAGUAGUGGUAGUAGUAGUAGUAGUAGUAGUAGUAGUAGUAGUAGCAGUAGUAGUAGUAGUAGUAGUAGUAGUAGUAGUAGUAGUAGUGGUGGUAGUAGUAGUAGUAGUAGUAGUAGUAGUAGUAGUAGUAGUAGUAGUAGUAGCAGCAGUAGUAGUAGUAGUAGUAGUAGUAGUAGUAGUAGUAGUAGUAGCAGCAGCAGUAGUAGUAGUAGUAGUAGUAGUAGUAGUAGUAGUAGUAGUAGUAGUAGCAGCAGUAGUAGUGGUGGUAGUAGUAGUAGUAGUAGUAGUAGUAGUAGUAGUAGCAGCAGUAGUAGUGGUGGUAGUAGUAGUAGUAGUAGUAGUAGUAGUAGUAGUAGUAGUAGUGGUGGUGGUAGUAGUAGUAGUAGUAGUAGUAGUAGUAGUAGUAGUAGUAGUAGCAGCAGCAGUAGUAGUGGUGGUGGUAGUAGUAGUAGUAGUAGUAGUAGUAGUAGUAGUAGUAGUAGUAGUAGUGGUGGUAGUAGUAGUAGUAGUAGU
Messenger RNA from Pseudophryne corroboree (corroboree frog), 1077 nucleotides. RefSeq lists its product as uncharacterized. The transcript has 2 exons. The annotation marks the transcript as partial. The record is from RefSeq and is a predicted model, not a curated record. NCBI's taxonomy places the organism in Eukaryota, Metazoa, Chordata, Amphibia, Anura, Myobatrachidae.